AUGGACGCCUGGACAUUGACUUCGGGAACUUCCGUCCUUGCUAAUGCAUCGCUGGUCAUAUCAACAGCCACCACAUUGGCAAGUGAUCCGUACUUCCAGAAAGUCUUAGCAUCUCAGAAAUCAUUAAUUGUAGAUAACCAGGAGGUUAUUGCCAAAUUUAUACUUGCAUCAUGUAACGAGGAUAUGUCUGAGUUACAAUCCAUAGUGGCAGAUUCUCCAGAAUUGAUAGAUAACUUGUCAGCUACUGGAAUUACACCCCUCAUUUAUGGUAUCUUUUUCAAUCACUUGCCAGUGCUUGAAUUUCUUUUAGACCACUCAGCAGAUCCUGAUUUAUCAGAUACCGCCAUAGCCAAUUAUACGCCAAUAAUGUGGGCAGUUUAUUUGAAUCGUUUAGAUAUUGUGAAGUUGCUAUUGAACCAUCAAGCAGACCCUUAUUUAUGUCCAGAUGAGGUGAACUCACCCAAGAAGAAUGCAAUUUCGUUGGUUUACCCAGAAAAGACAGAAAUGUACCAAUAUUUCAAAUCCCAUAACAUUUUCAGAGACGGUGAUCUCUCGCCAACUAGCGAGGACUUUGGUGAUGACUACUACAACCAGAUUGAUAAUGAGAUUGACGAUGAUCUUUCCAAUCAGAUUAAACUUCAGUCCAUUACAGGAACAAACAUAAUAGCAGAAAGUGAUCUAGACGUACAAGAAAAAGAAAGAGAGAAAAUCGAUCUGUAUGUUGAAGAGAGGACUCUUUCAGAAGAUCCAAUCUUAUUUGCAUUACCAGAAUUUGACUAUCAGAAGCUUCAAGCAGAUCAAUACUUAGAGUUUGAUGAUUCAGAUAUCCCCACUCUAUUGGAUUAUAUUUUCUCGCUCCGAACUUCGAAGACCGGGACAAUUCAGCAUGAAACUAAGGUUCCAGCAGCCAUAGUAUUCCAGUUACUUAGAUACUCACACAUGAAAGCAGAAAGUAUAGAGUCCACAGAAUUUUUAUUUGAUUACUUUAUAACCAGAUUGAGAACAGUUACCAACACUAAGUCUGGGGUUUUUACCAGCGGCGGUGAUAAUAGCAAUAAAAUUGGACAAGGACAGCAACUGCAACUGCAACAAACAGGGGACAUUGUGUUGCUCAGUUACUGGCUCUCAGUUAUUCAAUUUCUUCACUUUUACCUUUGCAAAAAUGGGUUGUACAAGAACUACCCGAAGUUUCUUCAGGAGCUAGUGAAUACAGUGCAAUCUCUCAUUGCCACAUUAUCCUUUUCCAUAAAUUCUAGAUUAAACUUGCUUAUUGAUGAGUGCAUGUUAGAUUUCACCAGCUUGAUUGAUGUAUCGAACACUUUAUAUGCCAAAGAUUGGAAUUUGUUCAAGACUAAAAAGAAGCACCCAAACACUUAUGAUGAUAUUUUCAAUAUGUUGUACCCUCCCAAUGAAAGAGAAAUGAUGAAACCCUCUCCAUUGAGAUUUGUUCAAGUCUUAGGAGCUUUAGACUAUGUCUUGAAAUUGCACCAAGUUGAUAACAUCUUGAAAUCUCAGACUUUUAGUCAAGUGUUUUAUUGUAUUAAUUGUACUAUAUUUAAUAGGAUUAUAAGUCAAUCGAAGUAUUGCUCUCGUGGGAAGGCAAUACAGAUAAGGUUGAACAUCUCCACGGUGGAAGAUUGGCUCAGAGGACAUAAUUUCAAGAUCCAAGCACCAGAUUCUGACAGUGGAUUGAAGAGUUUACUACCGGCUGACUAUAAUUCCAGUUUUUUGAUAAACUUAUUGCAAGCACCCAAGGGAUCUGCCAAAGAUGCUAAUGAUCCACAUUUCUUAUCCUUUUAUUACACUUCUCUUUUCCACAUUGGGAAGCUUCAACUUCAACCUACUAUUGAGCUUUUGCAAUGGCUACAAUGUAUGUCCACUCUCCGUGACGAGGACAGUUUGGUUGGCACCAUCAACCAAUUUGAUUCUUUGAACUAUUACCAAAUUGUCAAAACAAUGACCAAGUUGUAUAAGUACGAAGUUGAGGAGGUGAAAAUACCAAAACAAUUGGUCAAUUUUAUGAAGCGUUUGCAAGCAGAACAGGGAGAAAACCAAGUUGGGAACAGCAAACUGCAUUACAUGACCCAGACUUCCUUCUUACUGAAGGAGUUGUAUAUUUAUUUGAACCCUAACUUUGUGUUCCCUGUAGCAUUACCUACUUUGCAGGAGCUAAUUAACAACUAUGGUUCUGGAUUAGGAGGAGUUAGGAUCUAUAGAGCAAAGAAAUAUCAGCCUUCAAUUCCAAUCGAUGUAUUGGAUGACGUUGAGGAACUAUUAGCAAAGAAUAAGUCCGAUAGGGACCGUACCUUCGAGCAACAAGAAUAUAAUGAAGAUGGAGAAGAAGACUAUGAUGAAGCAGGCCAUCUGGAAGCAGAAGCGGACACAGAAGAAAACGAUGGCAUUUCACAAGGCACUGACGGGAUAAGCAAGGCUCAUAGUAGCAAUAAUGUUGUUCAUAAUGAUGAUAAGGCUGAGAGCAACACUGAAAGUAAGGCCGACGUGAAGCCCUUCAAAUCUGACUCUUUAUUUAAAGAAGUUCAACUUCCUAGUUCAUUGGCACACAGAACCUGGGGAGAUGACGAUAUAGAUGCAAACCCAUGGUAG
Molecule: messenger RNA, 2604 nt
Organism: Dujonia railenensis
Lineage: Eukaryota; Fungi; Ascomycota; Pichiomycetes; Serinales; Debaryomycetaceae
Source: the annotation of a GenBank genome assembly